AUGGGUUCUUCUUCUUACAAUUGGGUUGUAGGGUUACUUCUUUUCUUGAUCAUUUUCUUGGAAAUGAGUUCUAUCACUUUUGCUGAUGAUCAUAAGCUUGAAGAGUCGAAGGUUGGUAAUAAUAAUGGUUGUAGAUAUGGUAGAAGAGGUUGUGCUGGACGCGGUGGAUUGGGAGGAAGGGGUGUACAUAGUUCAAGGAGAGGUCGAGGAGGAGGAGGAGGUGGUGGUGGUGGUGGUGGUGGUGGUAGAGGAGGGUCAGGUUAUGGUAGUGGAUUCGGAGCAGGAUUUGGAACAGAAGGUGGUGGUGGAGGUGGUGGUGGUGGGGGAGGUAAUGGAAAUGGUUAUGGAUAUGGUGGAGGAUUCGGAGCUGGAGGUGGUCCAGGAGGAGGCGGUGGUGGUGGUGGUGGAGGAGGAGGAGGAGCAGGAGGAGGGUCAGGCUAUGGUAGUGGUUUUGGUGGGGGUGGAGGGUUAGGAGGAUUGGGAGGUGGAAUGGAAGGUGCGCGUGCUGGAGGAAUGGGAGGCGGAUUUGGUAUGGGCAUUGGUAUAGGAGUUGGAACCGGAGGUGGAGGUGGUCAAGGUGUUGGAGUAGGGACCGGGUUUGGUAAUGGUGGUGGUGGUAAUAAUGGUCGAACAUAA
Messenger RNA from Solanum lycopersicum (tomato), 636 nucleotides. Its product is annotated as glycine-rich cell wall structural protein 1-like. Lineage: Eukaryota; Viridiplantae; Streptophyta; Magnoliopsida; Solanales; Solanaceae. The record is from RefSeq and is a predicted model, not a curated record.